CAGACAGGAAGAUCGGUUGCGAGGGAACGGGCUCUAUCUCCGCCCUUCUCACAAACGACUGGCUACCUUGGGCUAAAUCAUCCCAGCGGAGCCAUACGGGAAGAAUUUUACUCAGAUGUAUACACGCUUGAGCAACAGAAAUCCCAAUCAGCGCCGAAAUUUCACAGUGACAGUUCCUUCGGAAAGUGGCCUCCCGACAGAGUCUGGGCACAAGACAAUGUUCGAGACAAACAUCACUUGUAUGAUGAAAUUAAGGAAGAUGCUCCUAACAGUGACAGUCUCCACGAUUACGAGCUAGCGAAGGACAUGGGCGCCAGCCAGUCAAAAUCUUAUUCUCUUGUAAAGGAAAAUGGCCCCGUUCGGAACAUUCGCACGAUAUCAGGUAACAGAAACAAGGACAACCGCCCUCCGGCGAAAGUCCCCAUCGUGAUAAAGAAAAAUAGCGCAACCGUGUUGAGUAAUAAUAAUGACAUCGAAAAAAACCGCCUGGGGAUGAAGAAGGAUAUUCGAUGGCUUAUCAGAAGGAUGCGCUACCAACCAGGGUGCGUCUUGGUGACUACACUCAGCCCGUGGAUGCUACCAACUUUACGUGGGGUCGGAACGACGAAUAUUGCGAACCCUACGUUGCAGAUCAGCUUAUCAAAGAGGCAGCUAAAAAGAGACAGUCAGACAACAAAGUGUCAGACAACAUGGACGUCAAUUCAGAAAGUACAGAUUAUAAUCGAAUCAACAGAAAGAUGGCUGUAAAAACACCCAGAGAAAGUGGUCAGACCAACCCCAACUCAUCGUCUGCUGUUGGCGGCGAUGGUUAUGACCAUGCCACUAGCUGGACAAGUAUUGCAAAGAGUUCCGAUUCGAGCCAUGAUACAUAUGAAGAACCGUGGGAUUCACGCACAAGACAGAGAGAUUUACAAAGUAAGCUGAAUAGAGCUCAAAGUGAAGAAAUUCCAAAACAGCUUCCAUAUCCUGACUCGAGACGAAUGUCUCAAGAUCCACCAGCCAUGCGACGUAAACCACAACCAUCGGACAUGUACGAAGAUGCAUGGGACUCUCCGUUUAAGCAAAAACUUUUAGAGGAGAAGUUGAAUGCUGCUAAGAGAGGUGGCGGGGCUGCUUCAAGGUCCCCUACUUCCCCCCUCCCCUCUUCCCUGCCCUCCACCUACGAGGAACCAUGGGAUAUCAAGAAGAGACAGAUGGAACUGGAGGGGAGGUUAGAAGCAACUCACAUCCACAAAUCCCCCAUUGGAACCCCCAUUAGUCCCUCGCGCCGUAGUCCCCAGCCCCGCAGUCCACAGCCCCGUAGUCCACAGCCCCGUCCCGGACUGGAUACUUACGAAGAGGCCUGGGACCUCAAGACAGGGGCCAAGGCAGUCAGCUUUCUCAGAAGCAAUUCCCAGCAAGACCGAGACCUGGCUCCCAGCUCCCCCCAGUCUCCUAACUCUGGCUCCCCAACCUACAAGCAGGUGCCCCGUAUCACCAUCCCAGCCACAGCCUGCACCAUAGGGGAGAGAAUCAACCCCAUCAUUCCCUUACAAAAGCAGAGCUGGUACCAAGGUCGUAUUUCCCGAGCUGAUGCUGAGAACACGUUGCGUGUCUGCAAGGAGGGGAGCUACCUGGUGCGAGAGUCCGAGUCCGAGAGGGGCCAGUACUCUCUCUCCAUCAAGAGCCGUUUAAUGAAUAUCCACCUGAGGAUUACCAAGCGUUCAAACGGGCAGUUUAUUCUUGGGGAAAACAGUGCAUUAUUUGAUACGAUCCCAGAAAUGAUUGAUUAUUACACCCAGCACCAGGUCCCACUCAAGGGGACACAGCAUCUCACGCUUCUGCACCCUGUGGAGCUUCACUAACAUGUGAGGCUACACUGAGGUGUGAGGCUGGACUAAGGUGUGAGGCUGGACUAUGGUGUGACACUGGACUAAGGUGUGACUAUGAUGUGGAGCUAGAUUGAGAUGCCAAGCACCUGUAAGGGACAGAGGAUGUCACGCUUAUGCCACCUGUGGAGAUCCACCAUAUGUGGAGACCUUGAAAGGUUACAGAGGGACAGAGCACCUCAGGUUUUGCACCCACUGAGCUCCACCAUAUGUGGAGACCUUGAAAGGUUACAGAGGGACAGAGCACCUCAGGUUUGGCACCCUUGAAGCUCCACUAAAGUGCUGAGCCAGGCUACACCUUAGUUACAAUGUUCACAGCGUUGACAGGAUGUGUGAUGAGAGAACACGGACUACAGUGAUCGAUGUGAAUGUGCUGGAGAGAUUGAAACUAUUAGAGAUCUGAGAAUAGCUGACACCUGAUUUCCAUCUGAUAAUGACAUCGGAUGUAAAAUUAUAGACACAGUGGUAUAGUCUUAAUAUGAUACAAACUGUGAUAAAGUUGAAGCAAGAUGACACACUGAUUAAUACUUUUGAAGAAAGAUUACAGUGUGAUUAAAACUACUGAAGAAAGGUGACGUGAUGAAGACUAUUAUAGAAAGAUGACACUUUGACUAAAAGUAUUGAAGAAAAAUGACAAUGUGAAGAAACUAUUAAAGAAAGAUGACAGUGUGGAAAAGAAAAUUGAAGAAAGAUAACAGAUGUUGAAGGAAGAUGAUACAGUGUUGAAAGAUAAUAUAGCAUAAUCAUAAUAUUACGACGAAUAGUGUUGAGAACAUCGAGAUAUCUUGUUUAGAAUCGACUUCCUAGAUGGCAUGAGAAUUUGAAAAAAAAAGUUUGCAAUUAAUGUGUUUCUCUGUUAUUAUGAAACCGUGCUUAUCCUGUAACACUCACUGUCGUAGAGACACUGCUUGAAUAAGUUAAUAUGUGCACGUCUCAUAACACUGUUCUUAAAUCAUGUAUACUCAACAAAAAUAGUUAGGGAUAAUGCAUAUUUAUGGUACAAUUAUUUGUUGUGUAGACUGUCAUAAGAAUGACCCCCAAACUGUUGAUGGUCCUCAAACUAUUUUUUUGCCCAGUAUAGAUAGCACAUUUGACUGUAGAUGAAACUUUCAUGGGAACUGUCAAAUCUGUCCUUUGAAUUCUACACUUGUUUUCUUUAAUUGUUGUUAAGCAGUAUUACAGACCAUGGCAUUCAGUUUCCUUAGAGUACCAGAAAAUAUGCUAACUUGUUUACAUAUCAUUAGCUUGUUGAAAUGUAAGUAGUUAUUUUUGUUAUUGCACACCAGAUAUUACAGAAUUUGGCUACGCUUAGGAACCGGUCAUUAUUUUUCUUAGCAAGUAACUCAACAAAAUAUGUUGGUUAUUGCUCUCCAGAACCAACAGCCAUGGUGAGCUAUUAUAGAAUUUGGCUUCGGGACCAGUCAUGUGUGGCAAGAGACUGGGAGGGUGGGGGUAUGAGGGUUUUGACAAACAGAAAAUAUUGACCCUCUCAUAUUUGUCAAUGAUCAUCCCCAUGUCAUGUACAUUUGUGACCUUCCUUAAAAAGAAAAAAAACAACAUUUUUCUUUGAGGGCAAAGUUGUUGAUUGGCCCACACAAAAUUAGGGUUGGGUAUUACCAAAAUUUUCAUAUUGCGAUAUAUAUUGUGGCAUGUGUCAGCGUAUUGCAAUAUGUAUUCCAAUGUAUUGUGAAUGUGUAACAGAUGGUUGAAGGUGAUGAAAUUAUUGUUUCCUUACGAUGCCACUGGCCACUGUCAGGACUCAGAUGUGAUUGUACAAGAGAUCAAUUGAAAAUGUUUCCAAAUAGAAGACUUCGCUCUAAAGUUUUGAACUGGAGAAAAAACGUCUGCAGUGGCAUCCGCCAUUUUGGUUUCUUUAUCAAUACAAUGAGUACAAUUUAUUUAUUUAUAUGGUUUAAAAGUCAUGCAAAUGCAAUUAUAUGACCACUAAACAUUCUCCAAACUGUUAAUGUAUAAUAAUAUAAAUGAAAUACAUGUUAUUAGUAUUUUUGACUACAUCAUGAAAAUUACCGAUCAUGGUCACGGAAACUGCCAAUCGUAUCGGGUGAACCGGUUCACGAAAAGUACCGCAAUAUAUCGUAUUGGGCAGUUUGAAUUGCAAUAUACUGGUUAACCAGUAUUAUCGCCCACCCCUACACAAAAUAUGGCAAUACAGUAUAGGUACUAAGGUUGCAAUGUUUCAUGCCAAGUCCCUUGAUUCAGUAGCUAAGCCUUCAGCCGACGUUUCAUCAGCAACGGAAGAGUUGUUUGUUUUACCUUCACUCAAUGUGAUGUUGUAUAAUUGGGUGUGCAAUACCUCAUAAUUGAGGUGUAUUGACAAAGCAAUCCUGAGAUUAUCAUUAGAUCAUAGGUGUUCGGAUGUCACACAUUUUCAGACAGCAUUGUUUACUCACACUAUAAUUAGGGAAUACCUCAUAAUUGAGGUGUAUUGACAAAGCAAUCCUGAGAUUAUCAUUAGAUCAUAGGUGUUCGGACAUCACACAUUUAGACAGCAUCGUCAAACAGCAUUGUUUACUCACACUAUAAAGGGGGAUGUUGUGUCACACAGACAUUGUAAAAUAUUUGUGUUUGAGAUAUUAUAUAGGAGACGUUUUACAGUUGUUCAUAUCAAUAGCAAGAUAACAACGAGUGUUUCUUCAGCAUCCGAAAACCAAUGAUAUCCACUACUUAGUGCAUCUGUAUGAUGUCCAUGCCAAUAAACAUUCUUUGGUGAAAAACAGUUCAGGUUCAAGCCUAAAAAUUGAUGUAUGUGAUAUUUAUUACCAAUACCUUGUUUGAGAGUUAGCUAGCUUGCUUUAGAAAUAUUCUUCUACCUGCACUUGUCUUGCUACUGAUUCACUUGUAAAGGUUUACAAUUGUACAUUUUGAAAAAAAUAUAAUCAUAAUAUAUUUCCUGACAACUGUCUAUUGAUUAAUGUAAAUUCCUAUCUCAUCUGAUAGUGUCCAUUUCAGGCUUGGUACGUCCUCUCUAUUUGCAAUGUCCACUAAUGUGUUUAACUUUCACAAGUAUAUCUCCUGUCUCAAGCAAUGUUUGAAUUUGUGAAUUUAGAUCAGGAAUGUAGCAAUGAAUGAUUGAUGUUGAUAUCUGAGAGCUUCAACAAUAAAUAUAUGUAAAAUAUCGAGAAGGGCAGAGGGGUAGCCUAGUGGUUAAAGCUUUUGCUCGUCACACCGAAGACCUGGGUUCAAUUCCCCAUAUGGGUACAAUGUGUGAAGCCCUUUUCUGGUGUUCCCCGCUGUAAUAUUGCUGGAAUAUUACUAAGAGCGGCGUAAAACUAAACUUUUAAAUAACAAGAAUACAUUGGAUUUUAUGUAUUGAGAUACAGUGGCAAUACAAUUUUCGCAAGUCUUCCAAAUUGAAACCCAAUGUUACGGCUGUAGCAAACUGUAUGUUACCAUAGUUACUGUCUGUGUAACGAUGCCUUUAACCAUGUUGUAUGAGCCGGCAAUAUUUUUCAUCUCGGCCUCAAAAUCAUCGGACUACCAGAAAUGGACAUGCAAUAGUGGAGAGGAAGUGGUUAUAAUGCUUAAAUAUUUUACUUAAACUGUACCAUUUAUACUAUACUAACAUGUACAUGUGUGAUGACCCUUGCCUUGCUUCUAUGUGGUACUACUGUGUGUUAAGUGUAAUGGGACUUCCACUGCUGCAGUUAUUUAAACACAUUCCAAUGUAUGGCUGUUGUGGGGUAAUUGCUUCAAGGGAGACAACUCUCUUAUGCAUGAAUGUUAACUGGUGUACAUUUGUGUAUUGUCAUGGGUUUUUUCCAUACACUAGUGCUUUUAAGCUGAAAUAUAUUUAAUAUUUUGAAACAUGAGUUCAGCUGUUUUAUCUAACAGUUAUUACCGAAUUUAUCAUUGCAAUGAUGUUCAUUUUUAGAGUCAUUAUCAUCAUAAUGUCGUUUUUAUAAUAUCAACCUAAAAACUAUGGCUGUUUAUUACAGAAUAUUUGUGCUGAAAAUCAAACUUGAGUAUGUUGCCACGAUAGCGAACAUUAUAUGAUGAUGUUACAUGAAAAAUAUUAUAUUUGAAUAUGACAAUAUUUGUGCAUGUUUUAUGGAGUUGUUCAAGAAGAUAUUCAAUGGUGCUUUUACACUGUUACGGAGUAAAUAUGAUGCUGUCAUACCAAUCCAAAGUAUGUUCUCUGUGAGCUUCAGUCCUGUGUAUAUGGUGCACGUCCCUUGUAGGACCGAAACAUCUAGAACAUGGAUUUUCAUGCCUUAUAUGUGUUUAAUGACCAAAUACUAUAUUUAUCUGAAUGAUACGGAAACUUGUUAUUUUAUGUGAAUAAAUGGAACUAUUUUCAGUCUGCUUCAUUUAUUCUGUAAUAUUCAGACUAAAUCAGGUAGAAAAUACAUGAUAGAUUUGAUAGCAGAAUAUGUUUAUCUCGAUUUUGUGACCUGAAAAAGUUUAAAUAAACUUAAAAUCUUAAAAUAAGAACAAAAAUUCAGGUCAUGUGAUGAGAUGAACCUUAUUUGACAGGAGAUGAUGAUAUUGUCUGGAAGUAUGAUGUACAGAUAUGUUAUUUUGAUGGUCUUGCAUGUUUAUAUAGUACUCAAAGUAAAGGUAUAUAAUUUGCUGCCUUUCUGUGUGUAUGUAUUCGGUAGUUGAGCACAAGGACAAGUUCUUUGCAUGCAUGAUGAAGCAGGAACGACAUUAUCAAAUAUGAAAAUUCAAAAUAAUUUAUGAAUCAAGCAGUAUUUUCAUAGGCAUUACUUUUACACAGGCAGAUCUUUUUUAAACAGGAGAGGGGGGUAUAUCAUGUCUUAGGGUAGUCUAGUUGUUGAAGUGUUUGCUUAACACUCCGUGGACUAAGUUUAAUUCUCCCGUGGGGAGGAUGUGUAAAACUCAUAAUUGGAUUCCUUCACCAUGAGUUUACUUGAAUAUUGCUGUGAGCCAAUUCACACUACACUUAGAGUGCAUAUCACUUUAUGUCACCAUUUGACAAUGAUGCUCCUUCUAAAUGGGCGACACACAUACUUGUGAGUACUUGAAAAGUGCUGGAAAUGUUUGGUGUUAGGGUUUCUCGAAAAUCUUCUAGAUCUGAUACGGGAGAGAAUGUAUGACAACCAUUUCACAUAUCUGAGAAUAUGAAGCAGCUUGAUUUGUUUUCCACCAAACUGGACAUUUAUUUAGUUCUAAGAAUAUUGUCAUUACUGCCUAGCAGGUAGGGAAGUUUGUUAAACAGACAAAAACUUCUGCCAUUGUUGAGUUAUUCUCUUGUGCAUAAUGAGGGGGCAGAUGACUGAAGUCAUCACAUACACCGAAGUACAAUGUACAGAGGUUGCUUUCCUUUGGCUUGCCAGAAACCUACAAUCAUUAUCACAGUCCCAUUUUUCCAUGGUUUCAGGUUUGUAAGCCCCAUAGCCAAGAUGUUGGGUUUCACAAGAGUGAGUGAGUGAGUUUAACUUUAUGCUGCACUCAUCAAUAUUCCAGCUAUAUGGCAGGGUCUGUAAAUAAUCAUACAGAGUUACAUCCCUUUGGCACACCAGGAUGGUGGGUUCGAAUCUCAGUUAACCCCAGUUAUGUGUCUAGGUUAGUCAGCACCAUUCCUGUGGCUUUCACCAAAGUGGUAAAUAUUCGAGACCUUCAGCCCUACGAGAUUUCCUCCCACCUAACUCUGACAUACCUUGACAUAACUGGAGACUUGUGAAGAUCUGGCUUAGAAUUAGAACCCAUGCUUGUCAAAAGAGGCGACUAAGGAGUUCGGGUGGUCAGGCUUGCUGACAUCAUUAAUGAAUGUCAGUUACGUAGAUUGAAGCUCACGUUAAUCAUUGGAUUGUCUGGUCCAGACUCGAUUAUUUACAGACCGUAGCCGUCUAGCUGGAAUAUUGCUGAGUCUGGCAUUUAACAAGCAAAACAAAUGAUGUAACUAGAAUACUGUUUAUAUCAGCAUUGAACCUCACUCACUCACUCUGACAAGAACCCUAACUGAAGAAUAACUGUUAAAUUAAUAAGUUGUAGAUGAGAGCACAGUCAUUAAACAAUGCUAUUUUAGAAAGUGGUCAAAUGUAACAUAUGUUAUGCUUGGGAUUACACUUUCUUUGUAAAGUACAGAUUAUAGUACUGUUUGGGUUCGAAUCCCGAAUGGCACCAACCCCAAAAGUACUAGAAUCUGUACUUUACUGAGAAAGUAUAAUCCCAAGCAUAACAUAUGUUAUGAGAGAACAGUCAUGAUAUUAGGUUAUGUUUUGCAGAGAACUCAUUUGUCAUGUUUAUUUCAAUCUUCUUCUCAUCCUUGGUUGCUUUUAUUUUAUUCUUCUGUUCUUUUAGAGCUAUUGCUUGUUACAUGUGCUUAUGUACGUAACUUUUAACCAUAUUCUCAAUGUGUCAAAAUGGUUAUAAACUUUGUCUUCCUUCUUAAGACUGUUAUUGUUUAUAUGAAAUAAAUCAUAUCUCAAAUA
Messenger RNA from Haliotis rubra (blacklip abalone), 8284 nucleotides. Its product is annotated as SH2 domain-containing adapter protein D-like. NCBI's taxonomy places the organism in Eukaryota, Metazoa, Mollusca, Gastropoda, Lepetellida, Haliotidae. The record is from RefSeq and is a predicted model, not a curated record. Gene Ontology annotation, molecular function: phosphotyrosine residue binding. The transcript is spliced from 6 exons. The coding region runs from base 510 to 1844 and encodes 444 amino acids.